CGAUUUCGCAGCUUCACUCUUCAGCUUGAGAGCGGCUCCAGCGGCUGGCUGUUCAUUAGGGGAUAAGUUAGCGGUGGCUGAACACCGAAGUAACAAAAACUUAAUUCAUAUUUAAUGUUUGGUUGAAAAUGGGGGCUUGUAUGGCGUUAUGUUCACUUGCAAGCUGCGCAUCAUGUUUGUGUGGCUCUGCCCCUUGUGUUCUCUGUGGGUGCUGUCCAUCAUCCAACAACUCUACAGUCACGCGGCUGAUCUUCUCCUUCUUCCUGUUGCUGGGCACGCUCGUGUCUAUAAUUAUGAUCCUGCCUGGCAUGGAGACUCAGCUUCGUAAGAUUCCUGGCUUCUGUCAAGGUGGGGCCACUCUACCAGUGUUCGAGAACCAGUUUAACUGUGAUGUAAUUGUGGGCUACAAAUCCGUGUACCGCAUGUGCUUUGCCAUGUCCUGUUUCUUCUUCCUCUUUGCUGCCCUCAUGAUUCGCGUACGGAACAGCAAAGAUCCUCGGGCUGCUAUUCAGAAUGGAUUCUGGUUCUUCAAGUUUCUAAUCUUGGUGGGGAUCACCGUUGGAGCCUUCUUCAUCCCUGAUGGAACAUUUCACAAUGUGUGGUUCUACUUUGGCAUUGUAGGUUCCUUUAUGUUCAUCUUGAUCCAGCUGAUCCUACUGAUCGACUUUGCCCACUCAUGGAAUGAGGUGUGGGUUAGGAAUGCUGAGGAGGGAAACAGUAAAGGCUGGUUUUUUGGUCUCUUAUUCUUUACCAUCCUGCACUACGCCCUGGCUUUUACUGCUGUGGUGCUUUUCUAUCUGUACUACACCAAACCUGACGGCUGUACCGAACACAAGGUCUUCAUCAGCCUGAACCUCAUCUUCUGUAUCAUCGUCUCUGUGGUGUCCGUUCUGCCAAAAGUACAGGAUGCCUCUCCACAGUCUGGUCUGCUCCAGUCAUCCGUCAUCAGUUUGUACACCAUGUACGUCACCUGGUCUGCCAUGACCAACAACCCUAAUCGCGAGUGUAACCCCAGCCUGCUGAGCCUGGUGUCCAGUGUGAACAUAAGCACUACACAGCCCACACCAACCAGUGCCCCGGGCAUCGUGCAGUGGUGGGACGCCCAGGGCAUAGUGGGGCUAGUCAUUUUCCUCUUUUGCACUUUUUAUGCCAGUAUCCGCUCGUCCAGUAAUGCUCAGGUGAACAAGCUGAUGCAAACCGAGGAGGGUCGCGGCUCAGACGCGGAGGGACCGGUGGGGGAGGACGGCCUUCGGCGAGUGGUGGAUAAUGAGGAGGACGGCGUCACCUAUAGUUACUCGUUCUUUCAUUUUCACCUCUUCCUGGCCUCACUCUACAUCAUGAUGACCCUCACCAACUGGUACAAGCCUGACACUACCACCCAGGCCAUGCAGAGCAGCAUGCCUGCAGUGUGGGUGAAGAUCUCCUCCAGCUGGUUGGGAUUGGCUCUCUACCUUUGGACCCUUCUGGCCCCAAUCGUCCUCCCCAACCGGGAUUUCAGCUGAGCAAUAUUUCUUCCUUACAUGGGGAUGUGUGCGCAUGUACAGUACAUGAGAGUGGCAUGGUGCUACUUCUCUUCAUAAUGUUAGAGUUCUAGCUGUCAACAUAGUGUAUUAUAGGAUAAAUGGUUGAAGUGUGUGUUAUUCGUAUGUUUCUGUUCCAACAAAUCUACUCCUGCGUCAGAUUUCAUUAUGACCGUAGGUGCAUUUCAUGAAGUCUCUUUACUGGUGCGAAUUUAUCUUCAUAACUUUAUAUACUUGUAUUCUUAAAGGGACGACAUAAACACCCUCCUGAGACAAAAGGUGAUGGUGCGGGACCGUUCAACAGUCCGUUUACUUUACUGAUCUCGCCACGAAUAUUAAUCUGCACGUUUACUGCUGCUGCAAACCUUCUCUACCUAAAGUGAAUACAGUAUUUUACUGGGGGCUAUCAUUUCUCUGUCAGGGUUAAAUAUUUCACAUUAGUCAGGCACUUUGUCCUCAAGCAAUUUCAGCAUGGAUGUGAGCAUGUGAUACCGACUGUGCUGAUGGCCGUGGGGCUGUCAGAAGGGGUUGUUUAUUUCCGGCCCUUACUGGAGCCCCAUGGAGACCGUGUGUGGGAGAGAUAAGCACACCCUACACUAUUGCAAGCCAUGCUGCAUCACACUUACUCAGAACUGUAAUAUUCAACACUGAUCUGUAUUGCAAAUAUGGUGGUGCUUUUUCACCGUGUUGCACUAGAUCUUGGACAGAUAAUCAAAUGUGCAAACACCAAACUGUUGUACAGUGUCAUGCAACUGUACUUUGUUAUAUCAGUGAGUGCUGACGAGGCCAUGUUUGGAGUGAACUGUAGUGCUAUAGUUUAACAUUUUCCAAUAGUUAACUAUGUAAAACUAUGCAUGCACUAAAACGUUUUAUUUUUGAAUCCAUGGUUACAUUGUCGAAGGCAACUAAACGAGACGCUCUGAUCUUUUACUCUCAAAAGCUUCGUACUAUGCAUCGAUUUACUGAUCAGUUAAUGCAUGGAGAGUCACUUUUUUUUUUUUCCUUUUUUUUUUUUUUUUUUUUAAUUAAUUUCUUCCUGCUUUUGACAUUGUGAAAUGGAUGGGGGAGAUUUUAUGUGAACAUUUCAUUACUUUUAUGUACGGAAAGUCCUUUCUAUUUUAACACAUUUUGCACUGUAUGUACACUGUUUUUCAUUCAAGUACAUGUUGAUGGUUAUAAGUGAUGGCAAUUUUUAGUUUUAAAUAUUGUCAGUUUUGAAUCCUAUUGUCCAGUGAAAUGAGAGUUUCUUGUCGUGAAUCGGUGGAUUAUCCACUGAACUCCAUUUAACUUCAAAGAGUUCUAGGUGUAUUUUCUUGACGUGACUAUUGUAAACGGUGAGAUGUAUUGCUUGCAUUUAGAACUGUCCUCAUGGUCACAGUGGCAAGAUUUUAAUGUUAAUAAAUAAACAUGUAAACGCGUCUGGUAUAUUUUGCCCAGAGUAGCUAAUAAACUCAAGCAUUCUAGUGCACUCAUUGUAUUGAUUUAGAAGCGACCUACCUGCAAGGUUUUCGGUGGUGUCGAAACACUAAAAGUGCCUUCACUGAUAACCUGGCUUAUCAACAACGUUCAGGCCUGGACCCAGACCUGAAGACACAAGUGCCUUGCUUGAUUUAUACCAUCCAAAAGGAGCAGGUCUGGCAUUGCACAUUUGUUCAAACAUGGAGAUUUAUUGUAGUUUGACCUGCAUGUGGCAAUUCCUAAAUACUUCAAUAAAAAUGAUACAGCUAA
Neoarius graeffei (lesser salmon catfish) is the source of this 3248-nucleotide messenger RNA. RefSeq names its product serine incorporator 2, like (gene serinc2l). The coding region runs from base 129 to 1502 and encodes 457 amino acids. The record is from RefSeq and is a predicted model, not a curated record. Gene Ontology annotation, cellular component: membrane. Lineage: Eukaryota; Metazoa; Chordata; Actinopteri; Siluriformes; Ariidae. The transcript is spliced from 10 exons.